This is a messenger RNA of Oppiella nova, 669 nucleotides long. Lineage: Eukaryota; Metazoa; Arthropoda; Arachnida; Sarcoptiformes; Oppiidae. The record is from the annotation of a GenBank genome assembly.
AUGGCCGCUAAAGUCAAGAGAGCCAUGACUGCGGACAAGCAGUCGGUGGCCGACAAGACAGCCAUCGGUCAGCGCGCGAGCCGUUCGUGUGUCUCAAGACGUGUGUCGACGACAACUACCGCAACGCCGACCACCAGGACAUCGAUGACGGCUAAGAAGCGGCCGAAGACUGUGUCUGACGUCACGAAGUGGUCGUUCGCCGAGACGUCGGCGCUGAUGACGGAUGAGUCGGAGUCCGAGUACGACAUCGGAUACGAGAUAACACUGACGGACACGGAGUCAGAGGAUUCACUGCAAGAGAUGUUUAAUCCAAAGACAACGUCUGUGUCCAGCAGUUGCUAUCCCACUGUAAGUCAUAGAUCUGAAGACAUAGAGAAACCUCGGCAACAGGUAGUCAUCGAUGGUAUGGAAAGUCUUAAACGAGAGCUGACCGACACCGCGGAUGAGAUAAUCGGUGGUCCGAAACGACUUAAGGAGUCGAUUGUGGCGUUUAAUAAGGAGUUGAGUCGACUAACGGAUCAAUUGCGUGAUAAAAGUGUGUCUGAUAUUGAUAUUCACAUAAAGUAUCAGAGAUUUAUGGCUAACUCGAGUGAACAGUUGCCACAGUCAUCGACAUCACCGCCGAAGAGGUUGAAGAUAUUUAUGCCAAACAUUAAUAAGAAGUUAUGA